Pyrenophora tritici-repentis Pt-1C-BFP is the source of this 672-nucleotide messenger RNA. Lineage: Eukaryota; Fungi; Ascomycota; Dothideomycetes; Pleosporales; Pleosporaceae. The record is from RefSeq and is a predicted model, not a curated record.
AACACACGCUGCGAAAAAGAUCUCUACACCCCGAUUACACCAUGAAUUUAAUCAACCUCAUCGCCUUCGCAACGGCACUUCUUCCGUCCACCGUCUGCGUACUAGCUCAAGUCGUCCGCCCAGACUUCACCCCAGGCCGCUGCACCUUCUGGGGUACCGUGCAUCGAGACUGUAACAGCAAGGGCAAGAUGACGACAUACCUCAAUGUCUCUCCGUUCUACGACCAUGACGGCAAGCAGUUUAUGAUGCAGACUGACGCUGUUCACCUGACUGACGGACUGACGUUGACGGGGCCGGUUGCUGGCCAUCCGCUACAUAUCGCAUACGUGGACGAUGGCGUGACCUUCACCUACCGGGAUUCCCACUGGCCUAAUAACGACAAAGACGGCAGAUUUUUUUGUACUACACAGCCAUGGGUUGGCCAGCCCUUGCUGUGUAGCGCGCGAGACCGUAUUCACCGAACACAAGUUCUGAGCUGCAACUUCGCGUGCGAAAAGCCCAGGGCAAACAAGCGCUCUGUCAGCAAGAGUUUCGAAGCCUAGGAGUGCAGCGAGAAGACAGCGACUGACGACGGGAGAGUAAGUCUAAUCCGUGUCGGAACAAAGACUUGAUACUAAGAUGGAUAUGGGGUUGCUGGAACGAUAGGUGUUAUUCUUCGAGACGCCACAUGCU